This is a messenger RNA of Arxiozyma heterogenica, 4743 nucleotides long. RefSeq names its product Atg2p (gene ATG2). Bases 1 to 4743 code for a protein of 1580 amino acids. NCBI's taxonomy places the organism in Eukaryota, Fungi, Ascomycota, Saccharomycetes, Saccharomycetales, Saccharomycetaceae. Gene Ontology annotation, cellular component: phagophore assembly site. The transcript has a single exon. The record is from RefSeq and is a predicted model, not a curated record. Gene Ontology annotation, biological process: reticulophagy; autophagy of mitochondrion; autophagosome assembly. Gene Ontology annotation, molecular function: phosphatidylinositol-3-phosphate binding.
AUGGGAUUUUGGCUACCACAAAAUUUACAAAAAAGACUUUUAUUACGUGUACUACAAAACAUAUCUAUAUUUUCUACUUUAGAUUUAUCGAAUUUAGAUAUAUCUCUUGGUUCUAACUCUAAAUUUUCCUUUACUAAUAUCAAUCUCUAUGUCUCUGAGCUACAUAUUCCCUAUUUUGAUGUCAAAAAAGGUACAUUAGAUCAAUUGGAUCUAAAGUUGAAUGUUUCUGGUGGCCUAGACAUCAAUGGGAAAGGUAUUCAUUUUAUAUUAGUUAUUAAACAUGAGGUACCUAAACAAGAGGAUAUUAUAUUUUCACUGACUAAGAGUAUCCAAAACUUAACAGAAUCUAUACUUGACUUCUCAGAAACAAACAAAAACUUAAAUAGUCAAUUAAGUAAGUCCAGUGAAAUAUCCAACAGCAACAAUUCUGAACAAAUUCCAGGAGCUUUCAAUACAAUAUUAGGGAGUGGGUCCGAGUUAGAUCCACAAAAAUCAACUAGAUUACAAACUAUGAGAAAUAAAGUUUUAAACUUGAUAUUAAAUAAAAUGAUAAUUGUUUUACAAAAUAUAACCAUUAAGAUUGAAGAUACCGUUGGAAAUUGUCAAUAUGAAAUAUCACUAGAUAUGAUAUCUUUGUUAUCUAAAGAGGAUAAUCUUCGUCAAAUGUCCGUAAAGGGAUUAUCCAUUUUUAAUAACAAGUUAGAACAAGAAUUAUAUUAUGCUUCAAAACUAUCAAAUAUGUCUGUAUAUAUGAGUGCAGUAGAGUCACUUAGUGAACUACAUAAUAAACAAUUUACUAGAGUGAAACUUCUAACGCUAGAUUUUGUCCAACUAUCAUUCCAAGGAUUGUCUACUAUUGAAAAUCUUUCUAUAGCUAAUGUUACAAUUGAUGUUGAUAAUAUUAAUGUAUUUUUAUCAGAUAUCACCGAUUUAAAUGACGAUGUUUUUAUACAUUUUGUUAGAAUAAUUAAAAGGUUUUUAAAAACCAAUACUAGACAAGAUGAUAAAGAACAAAAUAUGUCUCAUGCAGAGACAAAAAGCUCUACAACAUCUGAUCUUCUAUCAUACAUCUGUGUUAAGACUAUGUAUUUACAUUUUUUUUAUGAUAAUAUUAUUGUAUUUGAACAAUUAUAUUUAAAUCAAGUUGACAACAGAAAUAUAGUUUUAAAUAUCGACAAUUUUAAAAGUACUAACCAAAAUUUCCAAAUUAAAGUAGAAACAAAACCUAUAAUAAAGGGCACAAUCUAUUCCAAUUCAAUUGUAUUAAAACUGAACUCUAGUUUGGAGAUAAAAGUGAAUAGAAAGUUAUUCCUGGCUCUAAAAAAUUUUUACAAACAGUUCCGAAUGUUUGCAAAUCUUAUUUCAGAAAAUAUUACUUCUCUUCCAGACAGCAUAAUUAUUGAGGAAAAGAAGUCUGUUACUUCAACUAGUAAAUAUUUAAUAAUAACUGGGGAAAGUAUAUCGUUAAGCAUUGAAGAACAUGAGUAUAUUACUUCGUUGAUUCUAGAUUCAUUUUCAUUUGACACUAAAGAAUGGUUAUUUAACUGUAAAAAACUAUCUGGUUUAUUAAAUAAUAAUUGCAUCACAGAAGAAAUAAUUAGCAUAAACAACAUAUCCAUUCGACUUCAUGACAAAAAACAAAAAAUUACAACAUUCAAUGAAACACUCCAAGACAUAUAUGCAUUUACUAAUCUGGUUAUUCAAAUAGAAAGUAUAAUAAUUUAUAUAUCAAAAGAUCAAAUCCAAAUAUUCCUUAAUCAUUUUGCCCCGAUAUUAUAUGAACUAUUUCAAGAGUUCAAAUCCGAAGAAUAUACCACUAAAAUACAGCCAAUUAAGAAAGAUAAAAGAAAUCAUGCAUCAAAGAAUAUUCCAAGGAAGCAUAACUUAAUAUGUAAUCAGAUUAUAUCUGUCAAUAUUAUCAAAUAUAGAAUUAAAGAUAUUUUUAAAGAAACUUCUUUGGGUGCUAUAAAAGGCAAAUUAAAAAAUAAUCUUUUCCUUUUCCCAAGUAUUGAAAAUAUGAUCCUAUUCAUAUCCAACAAUAUUGAAUUGAAAAGAAUAUUGAUAGACUCAAAACAAAGUGAAAAUAUUAUUCAGUCAAUUCCAUAUUCAAAAAAGAACAAACCUAGCUUAUAUAUUCAUAUCCCUGCUCGUAAAGAAAACAACAAAUGCCAAAUCAAAUUAAAUAAUAUUGAAAUAACAUACAAAGCAAAAUGGUUAAAUUUUUUCAGAGAAAUAGAAACGAAUGUAGGGAAAGAGAAUGUUCAAAGAAAAUUUAAAAGUCCCCACAAUAAUUUAUUUCCCACGAUUGAGCUUUUAUUUAUUGAAUUUUCUUUAUUAUUACACCCGUAUCGUCUGAAUACAUGCCUUCUGAUAACAUCUGAUUACCAAAAUAUUCAUAUUGAAUCCUUUGAUACUUUACAUAUUAACUCAUUGACUAAAAAUGCGAAUAUUCUAUUGACUGAUAAUUUUAACAAAAUUAUAAAAGUUGAAACUACUAAAAUUCGAGAUCUAACAAAUUUUUACACUAGCCAAGGUUUUUGUCUUAUUGGAAAAGCAAAAAAUGUCAAAAUCCUAACUACAGAUAUUAAUAAUAAAAUAAAUACGACAAUAACCAUUGAACGCUUGUUAUUAUUAUUAUGUGCGGAUUCCUUUCAUUCUCUUAUUCAGACAUGUAUCGAUCUUAAAUAUCCUGAAACAUUUCCUGAUGAAAAGAAAUAUCAAACUUAUUUUGAUCAUGAUAUUAAUGUUUUGGAGUACAUUGAUAUGAACUUCUUUAGUAAAGAAAAAAGCGACACUUUAAAAACAAAAGACUUGGCAUCUCAAUCAAAGAAAAAUACACUUAAUAUAAUAGAAGACUUUUUAGAUAGAGCUUCUCCACAACAAACUGUUUCUAAUGAAUUUACAUACAAAAAUAAAACCCAAACAGCUAAUAAGGAAAGUUUAAAAUACAACCAUAACUAUGCUGAAAAAAUAAAUAUUAGUUCAAAAUAUAUUGACACACAAAUAACAACCGAAGAUUUAAAUGAGAGUAAAUCUUUAAGACAUGGUAAUAACUUAUCAAUAUCUAUAAAUUUGCAUAUUACCAAUGGUCUUAUAAAAUUAUUUGAUGGAUAUGAUUGGGCAUAUGCUAGAAAAAAAAUAUAUGAAGAAUUAUCAAAAUUAAAUUCAAAAUCAUCAAAAAUUAAAAAAUAUAACUAUACUGAUGAUCCAAAUACUUCUAAAAAAGAAAUAAACUUAUUUAAUUCCAUUUACAUAACAACAAAUCCAAACAUUGACAUUGAAAAAGCUGUAGUGGAAAGUAUACAGGGUCAGUUACUAAGUAAUUCAGUGCAUAAAAAACAAAUGAAUUUACAUCCAUCAAAACAUUAUAAACUACUAAUAAAUUUUGAACAAGCUACUAUAAACAUUAAUCAUUUUAAUACAAAACCUAUGGAUGCUGUUCAAGAAAAUUAUGCAUUUGAUAUUAUGAAUUCUGUUGAUAUAUCUUUGCAGUCAUUUGAGAUUAUUGAUAACCUUGAAACUUCAACAUGGAAUAAAUUUGCUUCAUUGUUACGACAUGAACACUGGUCAAUCAAUGACCCAAUGUUACACUUUCAUGUAGAUAUGGUACGUCCAUUAAACUAUCUGGAGGCAAUAGAGUAUAUUUUGAAUGUCAAAAUUUCUCCCUUAAGAUUACAUAUUGACCAAGAUACGCUAGACUUUGCUAUUCGGUUUUUUAGUUUCCAGGACUCAAGAUUUGACUUAAUUGAUGAUUACCCUGAUACUUUCUUUAUACAAAGAUUUGAAAUAGAUCCCGUCAAGGUCAUAUUGGAUUAUAAGCCAAAAAAAGUAGACUAUGUGACACUAAAAUCUCAAUAUUUUAGUGAACUAAUGAAUUUGUUUACUAUAAAUGGUUCUAGUAUAAUUUUUAAAAAAGCAAUUUUACAUGGUAUUAAUGGAUUUAAGUCACUAAGCAUGGAAUUACAAAAGAUAUGGAAACCUGAUAUUUUAAAAAGACAAAUGAGUGGUGUUUUAGAAGGCAUAUUACCUUUAAAAACAUUUAUAUCUUUGGGGUCUGGUGUGAAAACACUCGUUACAGUACUAACUUCACAUUAUAAUCAAGAAACUAUUGGCAAUAACAGUAACAACACAAAUCUACAAUGGAAUCCAAAAAUAUAUUUGAAAACUUCAACUGGUCGAUUUGUUCAAUUAAGUGCUAAUUUGGUUACAGGAGCACAAAACUUAUUAGAAAAUACUGAAACAUUAUUUGGUGGUCCAGGAUCCACAACCAGAUUAACUCACGGGAAUGCUAUUCAAAAUGUAUUAAAUAUGAAUAAAAUACUGAAUGAGGACCAACUAAUUGGAAACGAUAACCCUACAGUAAAAGGCAAUGUUCCCUCAGCAUUGGUUAUUGACACCACUAAUGUGCAAGAUGGUAAAGUCAAACCUCAUGUUGUUAGUUUAUAUGCCAAUCAACCAUUGAAUAUUCAAGAAGGGUUGGAGGAAGCAUACCGUUCCUUGGAAAAGCACUUACAAGUUACUUAUAACAUGAUUUGGAAACAAAAAGAUGAAUAUUUACAGUCGAUUAAUAGCACCAGUCCUUCAGCAGCAGCAGUUUCUGUUGCAAAGAUUGCCCCUAUUGCUAUUAUCCGACCUUUGAUAGGUACCACUGAAGCAAUAUCAAAAACUCUUCAGGGACUAGCUAAUCAAUUGGAUCAUGAUAACAUUGAUGAACUAAAAGACAAAUACAAAAGUGGAAAAUAA